Molecule: messenger RNA, 414 nt
Organism: Laccaria bicolor S238N-H82
Lineage: Eukaryota; Fungi; Basidiomycota; Agaricomycetes; Agaricales; Hydnangiaceae
Exons: 4
Coding region: 1-414 (137 amino acids)
Source: RefSeq, a predicted model, not a curated record
AUGGCCACGACCACGGUCACGACGUAUCACUACGAUGCAAGGGCCAUCGCCACGGACAACGCACCAACAGCCGUGACCAUGACAACGACGAUAAUGGACGAUGACAGACCAGCACGAUACGAUGACGCUACCACGACCGCAACGGAUGACAGCGACAUGGACCACAACGAACACACCACGACAAUGGUCGACCGCGAUGCGAAGAUGACUGCCAUAGGGACCACCACGACGAACACGACGGGGACCACCACGACGACGAUCACCACGAGCGUGUGGCCGAGCCAAUCCAGGAUCGGACUCGACUGUGUCAAGCACGAGGUGGAAGGGCAUGGCAGCAAGCGGGUCUAUGCUUCCCUCGUUUACGGCCCACUGUCAUCCGAAAAGGGUUUGUCGCAUCCGACUAUUUCGGUCUGA